Messenger RNA from Drosophila ananassae, 4224 nucleotides. It is a transcript of the gene Xpc, whose product is annotated as DNA repair protein complementing XP-C cells homolog. Gene Ontology annotation, cellular component: cytoplasm; nucleotide-excision repair factor 2 complex; nucleus. Gene Ontology annotation, molecular function: single-stranded DNA binding; damaged DNA binding. Gene Ontology annotation, biological process: mismatch repair; nucleotide-excision repair. Lineage: Eukaryota; Metazoa; Arthropoda; Insecta; Diptera; Drosophilidae. Bases 321 to 4115 code for a protein of 1264 amino acids. The record is from RefSeq and is a predicted model, not a curated record. The transcript is spliced from 5 exons.
AGAAAUCCCAAUCGGCAUCUGGCAACACUGACGGAAUAUAUAUUUAUAUAUAUAUAUGAUUCCUACAGCCGCGAAAAUGUGAAUUUCGCAAUUGAUUUAAAAUCAUCCACCGCAGCCGAGCCAAGUCCAAAUUGGAACUAAAUUCUUGCCAAAAGACAGGCCCCAAGCGUCGGGGGGAAAUAGGCCAUCGAGAUUAUCGUUUUGUGAGCGAAACAGAGACAUUUUGGAGCCCUGAAACUGCGCAGUAAAAAUCAAUAACUGUAAGUGGCACGCAUCGCCAAUACAUAAAUGUAAAAAGGAGGUCCGCACGAGGAGCCAAGAUGUCCGACGAGGAGGAGGAGUCCGUGUCCGAGGGCUUCUCGGCCAGCGAGGACGAGUGGAAGCCCACUAAGGAUGCACGCGGCGGUGAGUCGUCCGACGACGAUGACAGCGACUUUGAUGAGCUGCAGGCUGCGGGGGCGGCCGGAGCACCAGGUUCCAGUGGUCGCUCCUCGGCUGGAGCAUCUAAGAAGAAGGAUCGAAAGCAGCCGAGCGGCAUUAAGGGGUCGUCGGUGAAGAAGCGUAAGCCCAGCGGCCAAUCGUUGCGGUCCAAGCUAUACAACAAGUACCGGCCGCCGCCAAAGACCUUCGGCACAUCGCCAUCCCAGCAGCAGAACUCGCCCUCGGCAUCGGGUUCAAAAAACGCCAGAACGCCCAAUGAAAGCGGAGCUCGGAAUCAGCACCACGAUGCGGCUGAUUCCAGCAGCGAGUCCAGCGUGGAGGAUUACUUGGUUAAUCCCGCUGACCUGGAUCUGCAGUCAACCUUCUUUGCCGGCCAGCCAGAGAAGUCGAAAGAGAAAUCCCCGGUGCCGCAGUUCGACUGCAAUGCCGGCAUCACGAAUCUCUCGGACUCUGGUUCCGGAUCGGAGGACAACAACGACAGCAGUAUGGAGGACAAGGCUAGCAACGCGUUCGAUUUCCGGGGUCUCCUCGAGAACGCGAACAGCUUGGAGCGCACCAGGGAUGCGAUCGCCAAGCGUAAUGUCACGGCCACUCCACCCAAGAGCCAGACCGCCACCAUGGAUGUGAACGCACUGCUUGCAUUGGGCGAGAACCAGAACUACGAGGAGCAGGAAGAGCCUGAAGGGAAUAAACGGAGGGGAGUUGGAGCUGGAGGUGGAGUGGGAUCGGUAGAGCCGCCACCCUUGGAUGGACCGUCGAGGCUGAGCAAGACAAAGUCGACACGGAUUAAGCGCCACACUAAGACACGACCCGUUUCCACAGUGGUCGCGAAUGCCGGCGAUACGGAUGACUCUGAUUUUGAGGAAGUGGCAGAUGCUGAACUGGAGAGCGACGAGGAUGGCACUCCGAACGUCUCCGGCGACCUGGAGAUCCAUGUCGGCCUCCAGACACGACCCACCAAGGAGCAAAAGACCCAGCACGAGCUGGAGAUGGCCCUGAAGCGUCGACUCAACCGGGACAUCAAGGACCGACAGCUACUGCUGCACAAAGUCAGUCUGAUGUGCCAGAUCGCCAGGAGCAUGAGGUACAACCGGCUUCUGGGCGAAUCGGAUGCCCUGAUGCAGGCGGCUCUGAAACUCCUGCCCAGCAAGAACGCCUACCCUACGGACCGGGGCGUUGAGCUGAAGUAUCUGCAGUCGUUCGUCACCUGGUUCAAGACGGCCGUCAAGCUUCUCAAUCCCAAUCUCUAUUCCGAGCAGUCGGUCUCCAGCAAAAAGCAGGUCUUAGAGGCCCUGCUGGAGCAGAUCAAGCGUAAGGAAGCCCGCUGCAAGCAGGAUAUGAUCUUCAUAUUCAUUGUCCUUGCCCGGGGAAUGGGAAUGCACUGCCGUUUGAUAGUGAAUCUCCAGCCAAUGCCGCUGCGUCCAUCGGCCAGUGAUCUAAUUCCCAUCAAACUGAAGCCGGACGAGAAGAACAAAAGCCAGACGGUGGACUCUGACGAGGAGGAGGAGGAGGAGGAUUCCGAGCCUAAGAAAAAAAAAACUUCCAAAGCUAAGCCUCAAGCGGAAAAGUCGAAAGAGGUUGCCAAGAAGAAGGAGAGCAGUAAACCAGGAUCUUCCGACAAAAACAGAUCUGCUUCGUCGACCAAAAAAGAGGUGGCUACCAAUUCUGGGGCCUCCACCAGCAAAGCGCCAGAAAAAAAUGUAAAAAAGGACACUGGAAAAGCCACUUCAAGCACCAAACAGCUCAAGAAGGAUGAUGCUGCCGAAAAGGAGGAUGUUCCCAAAUCCAAAACAGUUAAAAAGGAAACUAUUUCGAAACUCAGUCUGUCCUCUAAACUGGCCAGCAAGGAGACUAUCAAAUCGGAAAGAUCCCGAAUUUCGGACUCCUCCUUCGAGGAGAAACCAAGCACUUCCAAGGCAGCUUCCCUCAUGUCUCUCCCGGAAACCAAAGCCAAGCCCAACUUGUCUCUGCUGAAACGGGUGACCACUCAGAAAAUCUCAGAAGCCACUGAGGGCAAGAGGGCCAAAGUUGCUCCUGCGGAUCCCUUCUCCCCAGUGGCGGGACGAACUCGGAGGGCACAAACCAAACCAAAAAUAGAGGUGGAGGAGAUAAAGGGGAGCUUGUUCUCCCCAGUGGGAUCUCCUGUGAGGCCAGAGUUGGUGUUGCCCAAAGCCAAGAGGCAGAAUGGCAACAGCAGGGAUGCGGAGAACACCCAGCCUGCCAUGCAGAAAGAGAUUAUAACCCGUUCUCGGAGCAAGUCACCCAAGGUGCAUAUUUCCUCAGCUUUUCUGGGUGCUGGUAUUCCAGGACAAGGUACAGAUCCAGUGCCCACCAAGAGCUCCAAAAGUCCGGAUGCCAAAGUUCGGGUUUCGCCCACUUUCCUCAAAGCGGCACCGACACGCCACUUGCGGAGUCGCCAGCAGAAGGCCACCAACCUAACUAUUCCCCAGCUAGAUGGGGCCGAGGAUGUGCCAGUGCCCAAGAAGCGCCCGAAGCUGGAGAAGCUUCAGAAGUCGCAGGACUCCGACGAGGUGUUUGAACCUUCGAAGCCCGUGAAAAAGGCGCCAGUGCUGCCCAAGUCAGUGCAAAAUCUGCGCAAGGAUCGGCGAGUCCUUUCCACGGAUGACGAGGGCGGCUUGAAGCCCAAACGGAAGCCGGACGCCUCCGACAUGUGGGUGGAGGUGUGGUCCGAAGUGGAGGAGCAAUGGAUCUGCAUAGACCUGUUCAAGGGCAAGCUGCACUGCGUCGAUACCAUACGGAAAAACGCAACGGCAGGUCUGGCCUAUGUGUUCGCCUUCCAGGACGAUCAGAGCCUGAAGGACGUGACCGCCCGUUACUGUUCCAGUUGGAGCACAACAGUGCGCAAGGCGCGUGUGGAGAAGGCCUGGCUGGAUGAAACCAUUUCCCCGUACCUGGGACGUCGCACCAAGCGUGACAUCCGCGAGGAUGAGCAACUGCGUCGCAUUCACGCCGACAAGCCCCUGCCGAAGUCCAUAGCGGAGUUCAAAGAUCAUCCGCUGUAUGUUCUUCCGCGGCAUCUACUCAAGUUCCAGGGCCUCUACCCGCCGGAUGCACCCACCCUGGGCUUUAUCCGGGGGGAGCCCGUCUACUCGCGAGACUGUGUCCACCUCCUGCAUUCCAGAGAGAUUUGGCUGAAGAGCGCACGGGUCGUUAAGCUGGGGGAGCAGCCCUACAAGGUGGUCAAGGCGCGGCCAAAGUGGGACAAGCUGACGCGGUCGGUUAUCAAGGACCAGCCCCUUGAGAUCUUCGGCUACUGGCAGACGCAGGACUACGAGCCACCCACGGCGGAGAACGGAAUCGUCCCACGAAAUGCCUACGGAAAUGUGGAGCUCUUCAAGGCGUGCAUGCUGCCCAAGAAGACAGUGCACCUGAGACUUCCUGGUCUGAUGCGGGUCUGCAAGAAGCUGAACAUAGACUGCGCCAACGCGGUGGUGGGCUUCGACUUCCACCAGGGCGCCUGCCAUCCCAUGUACGAUGGCUUCGUGGUCUGCGAGGAGUUCCGCGAGGUGGUCACCGCCGCCUGGGAGGAGGACCAGCAGGAGCAGGCGCGCAAGGAGCAGGCCAAGUACGAGGAUCGCGUCUACGGCAACUGGAAAAAGCUGAUCAAAGGUCUAAUUAUUCGCGAGCGCCUCAAGAAGAAGUAUAAUUUCUGAAUUAGUGUCUCUCUUGUAACUUUUCGUAUCAUUUGUAUCGUUUUUUUUGUACUUUCUUUGUAUUUGAAACCCGCUUUUGGAUUUCAAUAAAUUGUAUGCAUCUUCUGUA